This is a messenger RNA of Linum trigynum, 1735 nucleotides long. The record is from the annotation of a GenBank genome assembly. Lineage: Eukaryota; Viridiplantae; Streptophyta; Magnoliopsida; Malpighiales; Linaceae.
AGAAUAUUAGUUCGAAGGGUACUGGUUGCGAGUUUCAGAUAUGUAUAAAGGAAGUAUGGCAAAAGGAUGGUCCAAACACAUGGGUCAUGGUGGGAGUGACAAGUCGUGAAACCUGAGCUAAUAGAGGGUUUUACAACCAUGAAAAGGUGUUGUAUCCAGAACAUCACCGACACAACAAACAGUUUAGUGAGGCUGAAAAAGAGAGGUUAAGAUUAAUGAGGAAGGCGGGGGUGAGACCAAAUCAGCAGAAGACGACACUCAAUACUGAAGGGGGUGUGCAUCAUGAUAUCAAACAGAUGUACAACAUAAAUUCCAAGACAAGAUUGGAUGAGAUGGGUGAAAUGGAUGCGAUACAGUUUGCGCUUCACGGAGCUGAACAUCGUGGGUACCAUAUCUGUUUGCAAAAGGACUCUAAUAAUGUGCUCACUAAUCUAUUUUUUGCGCACCCGACGUCCAUUCAGAUGUUGCAUGCAUGGCCGUACGUCAUCCUCAUUGACUCGACCUACAAGACCAACAGGUACGGCUGGCCAUGGGUUGAGAUUAUUGGGGUUACUCCAGUGAAGAAGAAUUUCAACAUUGCAUGUGCAAUUAUUAAGCAGGAAACAAAGGAAACAUAUGAGUGGCUACUGCGAUGUAUUAAAGGGUUGCUCGGUGAUACGGUUCCGAAUGUCAUUGUGACAGACAAAGAAGGUGGUUUGCUUGCUUCUAUUCCUGUGGUCUUCCCUCUCCCACAUACUGUCCACCUACUAUGUUUAUGGCACGUCAACAACUGCGUGAAGCAAAAGUUUGAAGUGUUACUUGGUGGAAUUGCAAAAAGAGAGGUAGCACAUGCGGUAUGGAAGAAAUAUUUCGACAAAGCUGCAUGGAGUUGGACUCAGGAGGGUUUUCUUCAAAAGAUUAAUGAGUUUGAGAGGGUCUGGACAGUGAAGAACAAAAAAAUGGUCGACUACGUGCGAGGUGAGUGGUUGCCUCAUCAGACAAUGUGGGCAAUGUGCUUUUUCCAGAGCCCCCCAGGGCAAUAUUCUUACCCUUACAUCGAUGAGCUUUUUCCAGAGUUUGUUCGACCUUUGCUGGUAGGCGAUUUCAACCCUAGUCCAGAUGGCCAUUGUGGUUUUAGGGCACUUUCUCAUUGUAUUUAUGGGGAUGAUAGUCACUAUCUGCUCAUGAGAUCGACGAUUGUCCAAGAAAUCCAACAACAUUUUUGGAAGUACGAGAACUUGUAUAAUGGUGGUCCACUAGCUCACAUUGACCGCAUCAAUUGGCUCGAGGCGGGUCACGCACCACCGGGGCGAUGGAUGGAUUCUGAGGACUUGUUCGUGUUUGCCACCAUCUACAACAUCGCAGUCAUGGUCUUCACAUACCAGGUGUUUGAUGUCAAUAAUGGAAACCGUCCACUACCCAACCGCUACGAUGAUGCCUAUACUGUAUUUCCUAUUGAUGCGGACCCAGGUACUUUGCCACCAACCAUGUUCUUAUCACUGCACUAUGUGAACAACCACUACAUUCGAUUGUACUUCAACCAGAAUCAGUUUCCUAUACCCCCUUUGCAUCCACUUUGGAAUGGGAUCGCAAAUCCUAAUGUGGCGGAGUGGGGAGCUAUUCUCGAGGUUGGACAGAAUUUGUUUGCGAGCCUUGGUGGUCGGCAGCGAGCACGGCAGAGAGACCCCCGAAGAGCUAGGGGAAGGGGUAGGGGUAGGAGCAAUGCAUAGUGUUGCAAUACUCUAUUUAUAUGUUG